Messenger RNA from Vicia faba (fava bean), 468 nucleotides. The record is from the annotation of a GenBank genome assembly. NCBI's taxonomy places the organism in Eukaryota, Viridiplantae, Streptophyta, Magnoliopsida, Fabales, Fabaceae.
AUGCAUGUGGUACCGAUAUCACCAAUCUGGAAAGCUCAGGUUCCAACUCACCUCCCACCCAUGAAAUUUGUUAACAGAGCCCCACCUCACCACAUAGGUGGACCAUUCCAUCGCAAUGGAUGUGGACUUUAUGACCACACAGGUCCCACUGACCACACAGGUCCCACUGACCACUCAGUCCCGUUACUCAAUUUCACAAUACUCGUCCGCACUCGACACCAAUUUCCAGAUUCUCUCAUCCCGCGCAAUACUCGGCACGGCAUCAAGAAUCCUUCCUCAAAACAAGACUUAACGGAAUUUCCGCCCUCUGUUACUCCAGAUGCAACAGUUAAAGACCGUGUUGAACCGUCCUUUGAAUAUCCACAUUUUACUACAACCUCAGAAUCAUUACCUUUAUGUUAUCAAGACCAAAAAUCCAAAGAGUUCUCUUUCUUAUCUGAUACUAAGCUCUCCUCUGAGUUCCAUUAA